GAAAUGCGCUUGGAUUGAUGCAAGCAGACGAUGUUCUCUGUCUGAAAACACACGUGUUUGAAAUUUGGAACAGUUUGUUCUUCGUUGAUUCUUCUCUGUGUUUGAAGUUAAUUUGAGACGUAAAUACUUUAAUCAUGGCGGAAUUUGUGGAUUUAAGACUUGAGGAAAUGCUCCCAGAGCUGGAGCAGAUGCAGAGAGUGGAAUUAUUCAACGAUCAAGAAAUUAAAGCGAUAGUGAAAAAGCGUCGAGAUUUUGAAUAUAAGCUCCAGAAACAUACUAAAAUGAAGGAAGAUUUUCUCAAAUACAUACAGUAUGAAAUCAAUUUACUGACACUAGUCAGAAUAAGACGAAAUAAAAUUGGUUACCAGUUCAAGAAACCAGAGAUUGAUUAUGCCAUUGCCAACAGGAUAAACAAAAUGUUUAUGUACGCUACUGCUCGUUUCCCAACUGAUUUGAAAAUUUGGUUAUCUCACAUUGAGUUUUGCAAGCGGAUGAAAUGGAAUAGCAGCAUAACCAGAAUAUUUGUCAGGCUGCUUGCCAUGAAAAGCAAUGACCCCUCACUGUGGAUUAUGGCUGCCAAAUGGGAGUUUGAAGAUAAUGGCUCUGCUGCAAACGGCCGAGGUUUGCUUUUGAGAGCGUUGAGAUUUCAUCCUGAAAGCAUUCAGUUGUACACGGAGGCUUUUCGUCUGGAACUCCUUGAAGCAGACCGACUACGGAAAAGGAGAGAAGUUCUAGGUCUCAGCUGUGAAGCUGAUUUGCCAGAGGGUGAAGAAGAGACGAAUAGCAUUCUUGAGGGACAACUUGCUAUCUUGUUUUACAACGACGCCAAGAAUGCUGUAAAAUCGGCUUCUGACCUUCUGCCUUUCCUUGCCGUGGUCAAAGAUUUUGAUUUCACUUUUCAACUUCGGCAAACGAUCCUCUCCGAUAUGAAAGUCGAACACAGCGAAGACGAAAUCACUUGGGAUACUGUAGCCAGAAACGCGCUCGAAAAGGUGUCCACUGAUAAGGAUGUGAAGCUGAAAGAUAGGAUAGAGUUGUGUUGCUCUACUUACGAAGAAGCUAUCGAGCGCAUUGACACGCCGAAAAUGUGGCAACUGUUUGUCGACACGCUCUUUUUCUUGUUCCAGAAUGAAAUCAUCAGACCCAAAAUCCGUCAAAGAAUUCAUCACCUUUGUCAUCGUGCGCUCAUGAACGAAAAAUUGUCAGACGAACAACUCACUGACUGGAUUGGCAUGAUGGAGAUUGAUUCUUUGUCCGGCUACCAAUUGAAAUCGGUUUUGGCUGAGGCUGUGCGUCAGUUUCCCAAGAAUGCCACGCUGUGGGUGAAAUCAUUGAAGGCGGAGCUCGAACAAAAGGAAGAGGAGCCUCUCUUCCAGAUUGACACUGGAGCAUCCGACGAAUUGCCUCCAGCUGGUGAUGAUGAAAAAUCAGCAGCUGUUUUUGUUGAACUUCCGGCUCUUUUCUGGGAAGCGAUCAAAGCCCUAGGAUCUACAGCCGAUUCGAUUCCCGUUUGGGAGACGGCAAUCGAACAUUACGAAGCCUUGUACAAUGAUAAUACUGAGGCUCUCCAAACAGUCGAAAACCUCUAUCAGAAAGCGCUCUCUGUUGAGCCUCCGGUCGGAAAUCAUUUCAAACCUCUUUAUCUCAGCUGGAUUGCCACUCAGAAAGGCCGAGACGAAGCCCGAAAAUUGUAUCAAUCCCAGGCAGCGCUUCCACCUCUCGUGCUGGACUUUCACUACAAGAUGAUUCAGGUGGAGCUCAACGAGUCUCACCCUGACCUGGAAUUUCUCCGGCAAGUCUACGAGAAAGCCGCCAUGUACUUUGGCCAAAAGAAUACAGAAAUCUGGCUUCGGUUCAUCCGAUUCGAAUUGGAACGCGGCGACCCGACUCGGGUGGGUAACUUGCACCACCGGGCCAAAAUGACGCUCGAUCGAACGCUCUCGGACGAGUUCCUCGUUCAGUACACGCUGCUCCAACUGCAAGCUUGACUCCGCAGUCAACUCUUAACACAAUUGUCGACAAAAAAAUUAACUUUUUCUUCUUUGCCUCCACAAACCCAAAUCUCCUUCCCUCCCUCUACCCCCUUGUGACAAGUGGAGAUAAAAAAAAAUCACGACUAUGGCUGGAUUACAAAAUAUCGUCUCGACA
Molecule: messenger RNA, 2148 nt
Organism: Daphnia pulicaria
Lineage: Eukaryota; Metazoa; Arthropoda; Branchiopoda; Diplostraca; Daphniidae
Product: U3 small nucleolar RNA-associated protein 6 homolog
Exons: 10
Coding region: 135-1988 (617 amino acids)
Biological process (GO): maturation of SSU-rRNA from tricistronic rRNA transcript (SSU-rRNA, 5.8S rRNA, LSU-rRNA)
Cellular component (GO): small-subunit processome; Pwp2p-containing subcomplex of 90S preribosome
Molecular function (GO): protein binding; snoRNA binding
Source: RefSeq, a predicted model, not a curated record